Microdochium trichocladiopsis is the source of this 624-nucleotide messenger RNA. RefSeq names its product peptidyl-tRNA hydrolase. The transcript has a single exon. The coding region runs from base 1 to 624 and encodes 207 amino acids. Gene Ontology annotation, molecular function: peptidyl-tRNA hydrolase activity. The record is from RefSeq and is a predicted model, not a curated record. NCBI's taxonomy places the organism in Eukaryota, Fungi, Ascomycota, Sordariomycetes, Xylariales, Microdochiaceae.
AUGUCUGUCUUUACCCCCCGCUUCCUGGUGGCCAGCCUGGGCAACAAGGAGCCUUAUGCCCAGUCGCUGCACUCUGCCGGCCAUUUCGCUCUUGCCUCCCUCCAGCGGACACUUGGACCCUCACAAUCGGCCUUCUCCAGAGACAAGAAAGACCGCUCCCUGCGUUCCGAUGGAACACCCUACACGCUCAAGCAGUCACCCACCUUCAUGAACGUCUCUGGUCCCUGGGUCAGUAAGGCCUGGAAGCAGCACCUCGCAGACCACAACCUCAAGCCGCAGGAGCUUGCCCUCGUCGUGGUCAGCGACGACCUCGAGGAGGCCUUUGGCGUCGUCAAGAUCCGCAAGUGGCAAGCCUCGCACCGCGGCCACAAUGGCCUCAAGAGCAUCAACAGCAGCAUCAAGCCAAGCAGCUACCCCGGCGCGCGGUGGCACCGCAUCUCCGUGGGGAUAGGCAGACCCGUGGACCGCGACCAAAAGACCGUCUCGGACUUUGUUCUGAGCAAGCUCUCUUCCCACCAGCUAAGCGUCAUCGACCAAGACGUCGGUUCGCGCGUGCUGGAGUGCCUCGAGAGCCUCCGCGAGGCGUGGGAGGCAGAUGUUGCCAAAGCCGCACAGGGGCCCUGA